AUUUGCCUGAAUGAAAAUACGACGCAAACAAGAAAGUAAGGAAGCAAUAGACAGUCAAAAGCAGAGAUUGUCACCAAUGUGUAAAAACAGUAGGAAAAAAGUCACAUCAUUACACAAGGGUCCGAUUCAUGCGUAGGUGUAAGUAAGAUCACACCCGGUAUGAAAAAGUGGUUGCUUUCUAAUCCGUAAAUCCAACAUGAUCAGGGAACAAUGUUCACAAAGAUUGAGAUUACAAUGUCAACAAAAAGAAAUCCCGGUUAGUAAAAAGUUGUUUUGGAGGUGGUGGUUGCACUGGUUGACAAGCUUGAUUGGAGAUGGCGCCUCGGAGGCUUUAAUUACGAUUGCUCCGACAAAGACAGGUUUCAACAAGUCUCAUCAUGAUUUCAUCCUCUGAGGAAAAAUCUGACAAUCAUACACAUAAUUUCAUGUCGUCAAUCAUUCAUUUGAAAUUUUUGCUCAGUAAACACCUCUCGCUCUCUCGCUCCCGUAAAAAUAUUCAGAAAAGUUUUAAAAAUUGUUUUUAAUUGUUCUGCGAGUUAUCAUAAAUAAAUUGAGGGAUGCAAGGUCAGAAUAUGCGACCUUAUCGUGAUUCGGCCGGCUGGAUCAACAUGCCCUCAUUGGGUCCACCACCAUCCGCUGCUGGACCGGCAGAAGGUAAUUCUGGGCCUCCACGUCGUCGUGAAUAUACAUUUGACGUGCCAGACGUCAACCUAUAUGAACCCUUAAUUGGUAUUCCACCGGGCUCCCCAGUAAUUGAUGUUUGGGAUGGUCCGGUUGCUGCACUUUGGCAAGGAGGACGAGGGCAAGAAGCAGAUGAGCACAACCUUGUCCAAAGUGCUGGACCCUCAGAGGGGGAUUCUCUCCCCGCUGGUCGUCCCAAGAAGAGGAAAUCAAGGAGGGAGUCGUGGGAGGAUGAACGAUGGCAGAAUGUCGCUGGGAUUCCACCACCUGCGCCAGCGACAGUAACCCCAAGACGAGUGCCUCCGUCUGCAGCGGCAGGAAGACGUGAUGGUGGGCCAGAGAGACUUGUCUUUCGUGAUGAAGAUGUUGGACCUUUGGAGGGAGUAUCGACACGUCACCUCACAAGAACGCCACUUGCACCUUUGUCGCGACAAGGACCAUCUGCUGCUGCUGGUCGACGGGGAGGAAUGGAGAGACUUGAAUUCAGUAAUGACGAUGACAACAACUUUCUCUCAAGCAGCUAUGGACCCUCAGUGGGAAGAUCUGCCGGUGAUGAAAAUCCACCACUCCCAAGAAAAAGACGCCGUAUUAUCGCCGGAGGGCAGGAAAACCAAAGGGAAGUUGCAAGAUCUUUACCACAUUCUACGACUACACGGUAAUUAAUUGAUAGUUUGACUUUAUUGCCAUCAGCGUAAUAUCGUCGGACCAAUCCAACCUGUACCAGUUGUUCGGCGACGGCGAGAGGGAGAGGGACCCUCAGCUGCUGCUGGACGACGACGAGGAGGGCGUUUUGAGGAUGUCGAAAUCGUAGGAUCCUCAGAGGAAGAUAAUGAUACGUCAUCGUCAGAUGAUGAUUGUCCUUCUGAUAUUGGAUGGCCGUCUGGAUCCUCAGAGGAAGAAAUGGACAUUGAUUACGAUGAUGAAGAAUUUAUGUUUGCAAGACCAACAAGACGUAGAUCAUGGAAGAGAAGGACUCAUCCUAAUAUCAUUGUGUCACGAGGUCACAUCAGAUACUACACCGACAAUCAGGAGCAACAAGUCGCCAGAGAAGCUCUUAUGGACUUUCUUCGCUCGAUGGUUGAAGAUCGACCAAUGUUGUUCCAACUGCUGGCAAAAUCAGGGACUAAAUUUGAUCAGAACAUACCUUCUAGACGGAUAAGUUUUGCCCGUUAUGGAAAAGGAUAUUGCAUCCCCCAUAGCAGUGGCCGAGGAAAUAGAUACUUGUUAUCCUUUAUCCCAAACGAAUGGAAGAACCACACAUCCGAUCGAGCUAAAUCUUUCAAUCGCCAGCCACGUCAAAGGAAACAAUCCAGAAAAUGGGACGCACAACGUCGUCGAACAAGCAAAAAAAUCCACACUAUCUAUAUUGCAUCAGUUGUCCAAUAUGUCCAUCCUAUGGUCCACAACAUCGACACCUUCCUGGACCCUACAAUUCCUCAACAAAUCUAUAUCGGUCAGCACGGUGAAAUUGCUGGUGUAUUGAGGAUGCGCCAAUAUAACCUAUCUGGCAAACGUCAAAAAAUCCAUAAAAUUGCGAGGUCGAAGAAGUCCAAAAUUUUCCAAGUCAAGGUCCUCCGAAUGAAGAGUCACUUUGAUCGUGAGCAAGGCGAGGCUUUCUUGAUGGCAUAUGCCAGAAGGUGGAACAAAUUACACCCGAAGGGGGCCAGAUUCAUCAUCACGAGGACAGCUGGACUCGACCCUGGCAAUAACAAAGAACUGUCGAAAAAGGCCCAUCAGUUGGCAAAAGAUGGUACCUGGAUUUUCAAACGUUCGAAUCGUCAACAUCUUCGUAGUGUACCAGCUGCUGGACUUUCCUUUAGACAAUUAAUUGACUUGCCAAUCCAUCUGAUGGAAGAUGACAUCAUCCGAAGAUAUUUAACAGAGGAAGGGAGAAA
Molecule: messenger RNA, 2576 nt
Organism: Folsomia candida
Lineage: Eukaryota; Metazoa; Arthropoda; Collembola; Entomobryomorpha; Isotomidae
Exons: 10
Coding region: 558-1340 (260 amino acids)
Source: RefSeq, a predicted model, not a curated record